This is a messenger RNA of Carassius auratus (goldfish), 1439 nucleotides long. Its product is annotated as neuromedin-U receptor 1-like. Gene Ontology annotation, biological process: neuropeptide signaling pathway. Gene Ontology annotation, cellular component: plasma membrane. The transcript has 3 exons. Gene Ontology annotation, molecular function: neuromedin U receptor activity. Lineage: Eukaryota; Metazoa; Chordata; Actinopteri; Cypriniformes; Cyprinidae. Bases 134 to 1345 code for a protein of 403 amino acids. The record is from RefSeq and is a predicted model, not a curated record.
CUGUGCUGAGUGUAAUGUCAGAUUUCAUCUGUGGAGGAACUGAGAGGAAGGACAGUCAUGAGAAGCAGUCCUUCAGGAACACCAGUCUGAGAAACAACAAGAUUCUGCUCAGGUCAUUUCCUGGUGAUAAUCAAUGAUCCAGUACAACUGUUCGUCUCCAGACUCGCUGUACGCAGCUGUGAAUGCAUCAUGGUGCUCCACCAGAGAGGACGAGUGUCACAUCAGAACGGUGAACCAGUCUGACCUCUGUCUGAGCCGCAGUGCUUUCCUGGAGAAGAACCUGGGCCCUUGCCGUUCACCAUUCUUCCUGCCUAUGUGCGUCACCUACCUGCUCAUCUUUGUAGUCGGCGUGCUGGGCAACAGCCUGACUUGUAUAGUCAUCGCCCGUCACCGUGUGAUGCGCACAACCACAAACUACUACCUGUUCAGCUUGGCCAUUUCUGACCUCCUCGUGCUGUUGCUUGGUCUCCCGCUGGAGCUUUAUGAACUCUGGAGCAACUAUCCCUUUCUGUUUGGCAUCGCUGGCUGCUACUUCAAAACCUGCCUGUUCGAGACGGUCUGCUUUGCCUCUGUGCUAAACGUGACCGCCUUGAGCGUUGAGCGCUACAGAGCAGUGGUGCAUCCUCUGCAGGCCAAACACAUGGCGACGCACGCUCAUGCCAAGCGCGUUAUCCUUGUGCUAUGGGCUGUCUCACUCUUGUGUGCCUUGCCCAACACCAGUCUGCAUGGUGUGGAUAUGUUAAAACCCCGUUUUGGACUCACUUUCCCCGAUUCGAGUGUGUGUACCCUGGUGCAUGAUAGGUGGAUCUACAACUGGCUGGUGCAGGUGACGGCUCUGCUGUUCUUCCUCCUGCCGAUGCUGACCAUCACUGUCCUGUAUGUGCUGAUCGGCCUGCAGCUGCAUCGAGAACGCCAGUGUUUUGAUUCACAGAUUGGGCUCAAUCAAGAUGGGGUAAAUCAGAGGGCACGCCAUGGGCAAGUCACAAAAAUGCUCUGUGCAUUGGUGAUUGUGUUUGGAAUCUGCUGGGCCCCGUUUCACAUCGAUCGUGUCAUGUGGAGCUACAUUGAUGAAUGGACUGCAGAGAACCACUAUGUCUUUCAGUAUGUGCAUCUUCUUUCUGGAGUCUUCUUCUAUUUGAGCUCAGUGGUCAAUCCCAUCUUGUAUAACCUCAUGUCUUCACGCUUCAGAGAAAUGUUCCGUGAUGUGGUGUGUCAAAAAGACCGUCGUAAGCUCUCAAUAAGUAAGGUCACAUUACGUAGUGUUGUUUCUGCCUAUGUUCCUGCCUCCAAUUCUGUCUCUUUUUCUGUAAAAUUCAACCCUCGUGGGCUGCCACACACUCUCUAGAAAAAAGGGAGUAUUCCACUCAAGUUAUUUUAUACAAAUACUACAUCACUUAUAGCUGCGCUGUCAAAGUAUUCAAUACUGUAUAUAAAGUUAA